Messenger RNA from Medicago truncatula (barrel medic), 762 nucleotides. Its product is annotated as expansin-A23. Gene Ontology annotation, cellular component: extracellular region. Lineage: Eukaryota; Viridiplantae; Streptophyta; Magnoliopsida; Fabales; Fabaceae. Gene Ontology annotation, biological process: plant-type cell wall organization. Bases 1 to 762 code for a protein of 253 amino acids. The record is from RefSeq and is a predicted model, not a curated record. The transcript has 2 exons.
AUGGCUAUGUCUCACUCUUUUGUUCCUAUCAUCUUUUUCAUGAUGUUCCUCAUACAAGUCAUGUCAACUAGCAGCAUUGACUUAAAAUGGUACGAUGCUCAUGCAACCUUCUAUGGUGACGCAGCUGGUGGUGAAACCAUGAAGGGAGCUUGUGGUUAUGGUGAUCUCUUCAAACAAGGAUAUGGUCUUGCAACCGCAGCACUAAGCACAGCUCUAUUCAAUAAUGGACUUACUUGUGGUGCAUGUUUUCAAAUAUUUUGUGUCAAUGACCCUAAAUGGUGCAUAAAGGGUGCACACCCAAUCACGAUAACCGCAACAAAUUUUUGUCCUCCAGAUUACUCUAAGACUCAUGAUGUUUGGUGUAAUCCUCCGCAAAAACACUUCGAUUUAAGCUAUAAAAUGUUCACCUCUAUUGCCUAUUACAAAGCAGGUAUCGUCCCGGUUAAAUAUCGACGUGUUCCAUGCAUCAAAAGUGGUGGUGUUAGAUUCGAGCUCAAAGGAAACCCUAAUUUCUUUCUAGUUUUGGUGCACAAUGUUGCCAAUGCUGGUGAUGUUUCUCGUGUGAGUAUUAAAGGGUCCAAGACAAGUUGGAUUUCUAUGUCACGUAAUUGGGGACAAAAUUGGCAUCCUGGAUCUAAUUUUGUAGGACAAGCUUUGUCAUUUCAAGUUAGUACAAGUGAUGGAAAAACUUUAACGUUUGAUUCCGUUGUUCCUUCCAACUGGCAAUUUGGACAGACUUAUCAGGCCAAGGGAAAUUUUUAG